This is a messenger RNA of Lathyrus oleraceus (garden pea), 1341 nucleotides long. RefSeq lists its product as uncharacterized. Lineage: Eukaryota; Viridiplantae; Streptophyta; Magnoliopsida; Fabales; Fabaceae. Gene Ontology annotation, cellular component: intracellular membrane-bounded organelle. The record is from RefSeq and is a predicted model, not a curated record. The coding region runs from base 160 to 1131 and encodes 323 amino acids. The transcript has 12 exons. Gene Ontology annotation, molecular function: thiolester hydrolase activity.
AAAAAUUGCACAAACUAAACUUAAAAAUUGUAAUUGAUUUUGAAAUAACUUUUUUUUAAAAGUCAUUCUGGUACUAUAUUAUAAAGCUCCAAUCAAGCUCUUUUUCCUUGUUUGUCUUCCGUGCCAGCAACAAACAAGUAGCAGUUUGUGGUUUGGAUUAUGAAGCUUCUGCGUCUUCCUCCUCUCGCUUCUCUCUUGAUCUUCUUCUUCGUUUUCCCCAUUUCACACUCAAUACCAUUCAUUGUUCUUCACGGAAUUUCUGAUGAGUGCUCUAGUCAUGGAGUCAAAUCAUUCACGGAGAAAUUGAUCAGUUACUCUGGUGUUCAGGGAUUUUGCGUGGAAGUAGGCAAUGGAUCAUGGGAUUCAUGGUUUAUACCUUUGCAAGAGCAGACAGAUAUUGUUUGCCAGAAGGUGAAGGAAAUGAAAGAAUUGAAAGGAGGAUACAACAUUGUGGGACUCUCCCAGGGAAAUUUGAUCGGUCGAGGUGUGGUCGAGUUUUGUGAAGGAGGACCUCCCGUUAAGAACUUUAUCUCUUUAGCAGGCCCUCAUGCUGGUACUGCUUCAGUUCCCCUGUGUGGUACAGGUGUCUUUUGUGUCAUUGCAGACAAUCUCAUCAAGGGAGAGGUUUAUAGUAGCUAUAUUCAAGAACACUUGGCUCCUAGUGGAUAUCUUAAAUUACCAAAUGCUUUACCCAAAUACUUGGAGAACUGUAGGUACCUCCCUAAGCUUAAUAAUGAAAAACCUGGUCAGAGGAAUUCCACUUACAAGGAAAGAUUUAGUAGCUUAAAGAAUUUGGUACUUAUCAUGUUUGAGCAAGAUACAGUUUUAAUACCUCGAGAAACAUCCUGGUUUGGUUAUUAUCCAGAUGGCUCCUUCAAGCCAACAUUACCACCGCAAAAGACAAAACUCUACACUGAAGAUUGGAUUGGAUUGAGAACUUUAGACAAUGCUGGCCGCGUCCAUUUCAUUAGUGUUCAGGGAAAACAUCUGGGAAUAUCAGAUGCAGAUAUGAAGAAACAUGUAGUGCCAUAUUUGAACGAAACAUCAAGAGAAGAUAGAGCUACUGAGGCUGGCUUUCGAAGGAUGCGUGAAGUUAACCGAAGAUUUAUUCAAUUUAACAGGAUGGUGUAAUAUCAUACAGUGGAAGAAGAAUCAUCAAGCUCCAGCCACAACAUUACUACUAUGGAUUGAUUAUUGUCAUUUAGGUAGUGUAUACCACGCAAAUUGAGAUUAUUAACUUUUUUUCCUUCAAAUUUAUUGAAUAACUGAUAUAUAUAAUAUCUAUAUAGAUUUAAUAUAUCGAUUAUUUAAUGAAUAUGAAAAGAAAAUCUUUAUUAAGAA